GCAAUUACUAGUAUAGUACUGUUGAAAUAGCGUGCGCGCGAGAGGAAACCCUUUGUCUAGUGGCCGAUUCAAGCACUACAUGUUUGCAGUGUUUCCCCCCUCGCCCUGUUCAGUCGCACUCCGGCGAGUCCACAGCGAUCCGGGACUGGUCGACCUCGUCCGGCCUUUCUCGGGCCUCAUCUGUGUGGGUUCUCACUAUCACAAGUUCGCUGAACCGCCGAGUUGUUUAAGUGUAAGUCGUAGGCAGAAGUGUGGCCUUGGAGUACUCCUCUCCUGAAGCCAAGGGCAGCAGCUCAGUGAAGUAACUAUUGACUGACGUCAGCUACUUCUUCUUUCGGUGACUGUAGCUAUGGAUUCCGUCAAGCAGGCUGCCCCUACCACUGACACGGCAUGGCAAAGCAAGGAGUUCCGCAACUGGCUCCCGCACCUGCAAGCAGCCCUCACCUACAACGCAAUUCGCAUGGCUUGCUUUGCAAAGGGCUUGAUUUCCGAUGGGCAGAAAAGGCUGCUCAUGGCUACAGGAGACUCUGCUAAACACAACGAGCUCCUGUUGGACAUUUUAAGUGGUGGCACAACAGAGUCCUUUCGCAUUUUCUGUGACAUCGUGCGUGAAAAAGAACCCGAGCCGAAUUUCACCAGUUUCCUGAAAGAGAUGCAGGCAAUGCUAAAUUCUGUUUGGGUUACUCCCGAGUGCAGGAAAGCCUGCGAGGAAGUGACGGACCUGAUGAAGGCAUUUCCAAUGGAGGCAUGCAAGCAAGUACUCGACUUUGCUGAAAGCCUGGAUAAGCAGCUGAAGUCGCACCCCGUACGCCUGCCAAAUGCGACUUCUAGUUCGCAUCACGAGCAGCAUACGGACGGAGCACUUCGGAAGUGGGUGGACUUCAAGGCCAUCAGCAUCCUUGAGCGGCGGGAGAGGCUGAAACGCAUCUGCAAUGUUGUGGCCGGGACCUCCCAACGUGUGUAUGGUGUUGGACUGCACCUUUUGGCAGCGGAAUUCCCGGCCGGCGGUCCGGACGCGGCAAUCAAUAACAAAGCCUAUCCGGGGAAAAGCCCGUUUGAGUUGUUCGACGCAGUGACAGAACUGUGGGGCAUUCAUUACGAGCACAUGAGCGGCCGGGACCUGCAUCAAGCUGUGAAGAGUGCGAUUGGGAGUGGAACGGCGAAGGACGUCGAGGAAUUCUGCAUUCUCUGAAGUGUUUGAAGUCGGCAAUCACUCUGCUUGUGCUUCGAGUCAUGCAGUCGUCGUCCUGCCAACGUUGGCACCCAUUAUCACUGCGCUGCAAGUUGUCCGGAAGCGGAGGUGAUCCUGCGUGGCCCACAUUAUCACUGCGCUGCAAGUGGUCCGGAAGCGGAGGUGAUCCUGCGUGGCCCACACUGCCAAGCACACUCAUACAGUGUUACUCAAUGAAAUCCGGUCGCGUCACUCUAGUUUGCGCCUUGCAUCAUUUCUCAGCCCAGUGUUCGCAGGUCUGGGGCCGCGCAACGCCCGGCGUGUACCUGAGUGAUGCGACUGGAUUUCAUUGAGCAACACUUUAUAAUAUUAUCUCCUGAUUCUCCUCUUACUGACAGUAACUCUUAGAAUAGCUUGAACUGUCCACUUCUCCACAUUGCGCUCUUGAUUUUGGCCCACAUUCACAAACACCAUACUCCAUAGCGAGGAAGUUAGUUCCGUUCUUGGAUAGAUGCUCCCUAUCCUCCAGACAGCUGUUUCGCUCAUUGAGAGUUAGAAUAGCACUAAAUAAUCUAGCCAGAAGGAAAUAGAUUCUGGCUAACACUAUUGAGAUGUUGAUGAUGUAUGGCGAUGACUGUGCCACUUAGUAUCAUUAUUUCUAUUGCACUUGAAUAGUUUGCAGGCAACCUGCCUACACUCAAGAGAGCACUGCAUUUCACACAAAUCCAUUAGAAGUAUCGUUUCAACGUUUCGGUCUUCAUGAUCAUCAUCAGGAAUGAAGUGGACAUGGAAAAAACAUCUAUUCAAGUGCAAUGAUGAAGCUGUGUGAAGCGUCCUUCAAAAAUUUUGAAAUUUUUAUUUUCAUUUAAUAGUUCUAUUGCUGUUCUAACUGGGAUUUACUGGGUGUUAGAGGCCGUCAUGAGUUCCUUCCGGAAGGGGCGCGAAAAAUUUCUUUUACUUUUUAAACUUGAUAUCUUCACGUCACAUGUUUGUGUAAUAUCUGCUCUUCUCUUCUAAAUUCUGCAUCUGGUUUUCCUUGGCAUUGCAUAACCGGCCCUGCGACAUAAGGUACACGCUUGAUAUAAUUCUUAUAAAGAUAUUUUUCAAAUUCA
Sycon ciliatum is the source of this 2283-nucleotide messenger RNA. RefSeq lists its product as uncharacterized. The record is from RefSeq and is a predicted model, not a curated record. The transcript is spliced from 7 exons. The coding region runs from base 350 to 1192 and encodes 280 amino acids. Lineage: Eukaryota; Metazoa; Porifera; Calcarea; Leucosolenida; Sycettidae.